Esox lucius (northern pike) is the source of this 1804-nucleotide messenger RNA. RefSeq names its product mitochondrial trans-2-enoyl-CoA reductase (gene mecr). The record is from RefSeq and is a predicted model, not a curated record. The coding region runs from base 118 to 1272 and encodes 384 amino acids. NCBI's taxonomy places the organism in Eukaryota, Metazoa, Chordata, Actinopteri, Esociformes, Esocidae. The transcript has 10 exons. Gene Ontology annotation, biological process: fatty acid metabolic process. Gene Ontology annotation, cellular component: mitochondrion. Gene Ontology annotation, molecular function: trans-2-enoyl-CoA reductase (NADPH) activity.
AUCUUAAGGGUUAAUCCAACAUGGCUGCCUCCGCUGUCCUGUGAGUGACACAUUUCUUGACAUGUUUUGUUGAGAUAGCAAGGUAUACAGACUGGGGUCGUGCUUUUUUGGUUCAAAAUGAAAGUUUCACGAAUCCUAUGGCUCCUAUGCAAAAAAAGUGGGGUGAGAACGCAAACAGUUUGCACCGGUGUAUCCACCAACCAACAACACAAACAGCUGUCAAGCACAAGUGCGGUUUAUAGGUAUUCAACUACAUCUUCAAUCAGUCACUGUACGGCGCUAAUCUACAGAAAACAUGGCGACCCUGCUCAAGUGGUUCAGUCGGAGAGUAUGAAUCUUCCCAAUGUUGGUGCGAAGUGUGUCCUUGUAAAGAUUCUGGCAGCCCCGAUCAACCCUUCUGACAUAAACAUGAUCCAAGGAACCUAUGCUAUUCUACCCGACCUUCCGGCAGUAGGUGGAAAUGAGGGGGUGGCCCAGGUCCUAGAGGUGGGCAGCCAGGUGAAAGCUCUCAAGCCAGGGGACUGGGUGAUCCCAAGAGAUGCUGGAUUAGGGACGUGGAGGACAGCAGCGGUGUUGGCUGAAGAGGACGUGAUCUCGUUGCCUAAUGAUAUUCCUCUGCUCUCGGCAGCUACGCUGGGGGUCAACCCCUGCACUGCCUUGAGGAUGCUUACAGACUUUGAAGAUCUCAAGCCGGGGGACACAGUGAUUCAGAAUGCAGCCAACAGUGCUGUAGGUCAGGCUGUCAUACAGAUUGCUGCAGCAAAGGGGAUCCAAACCAUCAAUGUGGUCCGAGACAGGCCAGACUUCACAACACUUAUUGAUAGGCUGAAGGCCAUGGGCGCCAGUCAUGUGAUCAAGGAAGAGACCCUGAGGCGGCCUGAACUGAAGGAGCUUUUCAAGAGUUGUCCAAGGCCUAAGCUGGCACUGAACGGAGUUGGGGGCAAGAGUGCAACAGAACUCCUCCGUCACGUACAAGUUGGAGGAUCCAUAGUGACGUAUGGAGGGAUGGCCAAGCAGCCUAUUACGGUCCCUGUGAGCGCCCUGAUCUUCAAAAAUAUCAAGGUUCAAGGCUUCUGGGUGACUCAAUGGAAAAGGAACCACUCUCAGGAUGAGGGAGCCUUACGGAGCAUGCUGGACGAACUGUGCUCCCUUAUUUGCCAGGGAAAACUAACUGCCCCUGCUUGUUCCGAGGUGGGUCUCCAAGACUUCGGCACAGCACUAGACAAGGCCAUGCAGCCAUUCACCUCAGCCAAACAGGUCCUUGUCAUGUGACAAUUCAGAAGAAAACGUGGGAGGCACUACCUGGAGGCACCAUUAGGAGUUUUAUUUUUUUGUGUUUAAAAAGUUUGCUACAAUGUGCCCUAAUGAAUACAACCCCGCGUCCACAACAAGACCACUACUGGUUCAAUAGGUGAAGCACUGAGGCUGCCGUCUCAUUAUUGUCUGAAAUGUUUUUCUCAAGCAUGCUUUCAGUAAACUGGGAUCAAAGUUCCAUAUGUUAUCAGCAGUCGUAAAGUCCCAUUCCUGACAUUACAUAUGGUAUACCACACCUUUAUAGUCUGGUGUACAUGGAAUGACUGGGUCCCUUUCCUGAAAAUGAAUGGAUUCUUAGACCAUUGUCAUGUCUUUUAUUGUUUAUUCUACGUUUUAACAUUGUUAUACCUUGAUCGCAGAGCUGCUUUUGGUGGCUUGCGAACUUCUGCGGUCAUUCAUUGUCACACAUGCUAGAGGCCAGGCUUACUGGAUAAUGCUUGAACAUUUGGCUAAGACGGAUCUGUUGUGUAAUAUAAAAUCUUACGAAAUU